This is a messenger RNA of Canis lupus familiaris (dog), 1103 nucleotides long. It is a transcript of the gene ARRDC5, whose product is annotated as arrestin domain containing 5. Gene Ontology annotation, biological process: protein transport. Gene Ontology annotation, cellular component: cytoplasm. Bases 76 to 1062 code for a protein of 328 amino acids. The record is from RefSeq and is a predicted model, not a curated record. Lineage: Eukaryota; Metazoa; Chordata; Mammalia; Carnivora; Canidae. The transcript has 3 exons.
ACUGCGGCAAAGGAACCGGGAAUCUCAGUGGCAUGGGGGAGGAGGGAGGAUGUUUCUCCACCACCCCAACCCCCCAUGUCUGUGGUGAAGUCAAUCGAAUUAGUGUUGCCCAAGGAUGCAGUCUACCUGGCCGGCUCCAGCAUAAAAGGGCAGGUGGUUCUAAUCCUGAACAGCACCCUGGUGGACCCUAUAGUGAAAGUGGAGCUGGUGGGAAGGGGUUAUGUGGAGUGGAAUGAAGAAAUCGGGGCAUCCCGUGAUUAUAGCAGAGAUGUUAUUUGCAACAACAAGGCCGACUAUGUGCAGAAGAUGAAGACGUUCCCAGUAGAGGAUAAUUGGUUAAGUGCAGGCAGCCACACCUUUGACUUCCAUUUCAGCUUACCUCCCAGGCUUCCUUCUACCUUCACCAGCAAAAUCGGCCACGUCUUCUACUUCGUGCAAGCCUCCUGCAUGGGCCGGGAGCACAUUCUGGCGAAGAAGAGAAUGUACUUGUUAGUUCAAGGGACUUCGGACUUCCACAAAGAAAACCCACUGCAGAACCCUCUAUUGGUGGAGGCUGAGAAGAAGGUCUCCUACAACUGCUGCAGCCAGGGCACCAUCUGCCUACAAAUCCAGAUGGAGAAGAACACCUUCACGCCGGGGGAGAGGGUCAUCUUCACCACGGAGAUCAACAACCAGACCAGCAAGUGCAUCAAGACGGUCAUCUUUGCCCUCUACGCCCACGUGCAAUACGAGGGCUUCACCCCCAACGCGGAGCGGCGGUCGCGGGCGGACAGCAGUGAGCUGCUCCGGCAGGAGGCCAACACCCAGAUCACGCCUUUCAACACCACCAAGAUCGUCAGCGCCCUCAACCUCCCGCAGGUGCUGUCCGUGAGCAGCAGCACACGCGACAGCGAGAUCAUGAGCACCCACUACGAGCUGGUCAGCACCGUCCACCUGCCCUGGUCCCUGACCAGUGUGAAGGCCAAGGUUCCCAUCAUCGUCACCAGUGCCCCUGUGGACGCGGCCAGCUGCCAGCCGGUGGAGGGGACGGCGUUAGCCCUGAGCCAAGAGCGCCAGAAUUAAGUGCCCAAACUUCUAAAUAUUAAAAGCUCUAUCAGACUCUA